Messenger RNA from Ophidiomyces ophidiicola, 1332 nucleotides. RefSeq lists its product as uncharacterized. Gene Ontology annotation, molecular function: hydrolase activity, acting on carbon-nitrogen (but not peptide) bonds. The coding region runs from base 1 to 1332 and encodes 443 amino acids. The transcript has a single exon. Lineage: Eukaryota; Fungi; Ascomycota; Eurotiomycetes; Onygenales; Onygenaceae. The record is from RefSeq and is a predicted model, not a curated record.
AUGGCUAAUCAAAUCUUCACUGACCUUGGCGAUUCACCGCCUGUGUAUCGAAUAGACCUCUCACUGCCUCCCUCGGAGCGAUACGUGGAACUCGCGACGAUCUACAGGAAUAAGCUGCGGUCGCUUACCGGGCUUUUCGACGAGCUGAUAUCUUCUCUUCGUCCCGGCAUUUCGCUGAUCUGGGUCCAACGCGCUGCCCGCCUUUUCCUGAGGAGACUAUACACCAAUGAGGAGACAGAGGAGAUCAAGGGAAUAUGCAAGGCUACGGGAAUUGAUCUGUACCUCCUGGUAUCUCUCAAUGUGCUGCUGGACCUCUUGAUGGGAUGCACGAGUGGUGCAGCUUUGAGUAAGGACGACGGCGAUAUAGACGCGAGAAUGCUACAUUUUCGCACCCUUGAUUGGAAUAUGGAUGGCCUGCGGGAACUGAUCGUCCAGCUGGAGUUUGUGCGCGGCCCAGAUACCGAAAAUGUGCUUGCGACCAGCAUCACGUACGUAGGCUUCGUGGGCGUUUUAACCGGUACCCGCAAGGGCCUGAGCGUUUCCCUCAACUUCCGGCCAAAUCAUGACAUGAGCACUGCUUGGGCCAACAUGCGCUUCUACGGUAACCAUAUUCUGGUCCUGCUUGGCAUUCGUCGAUCAAUCUCUUCUUUACUCCGGCAAUGCCUUCUUCCCUCGGAGAGUCCAGAGUGGAAGCUGGGGGCCAAGUCGCCCGAGCCGAAGGACAUUUCGUUGGACGUUAUCUCCGCCGUUGUGCCACAGAUUCCAACUACAGCUGCAUACCUGAUAUUCUGUGACGGGAGAUCUGCCGUCACAAUGGAAAAGGAUCACCGCUCGGCCGUCGUUCAGGCCUCGAACACCUUCAUCGUCACCACAAAUAGUGAUGUGGAUACUAUGCCCUCCUUAACUAAAAACCACUCUGGCUUACUUGAUGACAAAACCAUGAUGCUCGACAUAAUAGAAGACAGCAACUACCGAAAAGCUUGCAUGCAGGCUCACUGGGACCGAAAGAUUGAAAAGUGGAACCAUGCUCGAAAUGCUCAACCUAACGACAGGCAGCAAUCACCUGCCGUAGUGACAACUCCAGAAGUCCUGGAAAAGACAAGCUCGCGAGGUAAAGAAAGCCCUGUUUCAACAGAAGCUGAAGGUGUUUCGGACAAGUCAGUCACCCCUGUUUGCGUGACAGCAACGCCGGUCGAACUGAUCCAGUGGACGACCACAUACCCAACAACUAAUCAAAUGACGCAUUUUGCAACCAUUAUGGACCCUACAUUUGGAAAGAUCUUUUGGCUGAAACGAUACCCAGUACCCCUCGGCAUUAACACCAAUCUCUAG